Molecule: messenger RNA, 2467 nt
Organism: Spizellomyces punctatus DAOM BR117
Lineage: Eukaryota; Fungi; Chytridiomycota; Chytridiomycetes; Spizellomycetales; Spizellomycetaceae
Exons: 5
Coding region: 82-2358 (758 amino acids)
Source: RefSeq, a predicted model, not a curated record
AUUGGAACGUUUUCAUCCGGACUUUUCGGAGCCAGAAUUUCGUGUACAUCCCAUAACGUGUUUCCCUGUUCAGAUUGUGCAAUGGCAGAACAAUCUGAGAACACAACCAAUAUAGAUGCUAUUGCCGACACUGAAGCGCAGGAAAUAUCAACUACAGAUGACAUAGCUGAAGAUGCUGAACAAGAGCAAACGACACAAAGACCAGAUAUAUCUGAAAACAUUGCGCAUUCCGCAGAUGAAGAUAAUGCCAAUGUUGCCGAUGAUAGUUCCCCCGCCGAAAAUCUCAGAAACGUAGGAUCAGCACAUGGGGCUGAAGCCAGAGAACUACAACUCUCGUCGACAAAGUUCAAUCAAGAGACACCCCAUUUGGAACCUGAAGCGCCUGAUGCCAAUACAGAUAACCUUCCUGCGAGUAUGGAGGAGCAAGAAACGGAGGAGGAACCCCCAGUAAACACUGCGGAGGAGGGAUCAGUCCAAGAGUUUGUGGAGAGAAACUCGAUAGAAAUCAACGACCAACUAGAAAAUGUAGCCAGUGCAGAUCAGGAAGCGCCAGAUCCAGUGAACCCCAUCAACAAGGAAAGUGAGAUUACAUUAGCAGAGCCUGAUAUUGGCGCGGACCGCAUUCUCCCACCCGAACAAGGAGACGCACCAACGGAAUCUCACGAAAAAGAAGUGGGGGAUACUGAUGAUCGCGAGCUACCACGUAUUGAUGGAGAUGAACCAAGUACAACGAGCUCGCAUGACGGAGAAGUAGGAAAUAUUGAUGAUCGCGAGCUCCCGCGUAUUGAUGGAGAUGAAUCAAGUACAACGAGCUCCCAUGACGGAGAAGUGGGGAAAACUGAUGAUCGCGAGUUACCGCAGGAAGGUGAACCAAGUGCGGGAUUGGAAGGUACCGAAACCCUUGCGGAGGUCAUACACGACAAUCAAUCGGGUGUAGGCGAAGAGGAGCACAAUGAGCUAAAUGCACCUCUGCCACUAAUUCCACCACCAAUUGAACGCCAAGAUCCAACAACCGAGGAGGAAGUAGGCGUGCCGGCUGAGGAAUCAUCUGUUGAACCGCAUGACCAGACUGUUGACAGUACAGAGGUCCCGGAAUCGGAAAGUGGCACCAAGGGCGAGGGCAUCGAUACCACGGAUGAAGAAAACGAACGUGAAGCAAAAGAGGCACCGCAUAAGGAUACGGAGGAUGGUCUCGCUGUCCAGUCGAAAGACGUUCCGACACCUACCCCAUCGGCUUCAGAAGAACGACCCUUUUUGGAGAAGGUGGCUUCCCAGACUUUGCGCACCGUAAUUUCCCGACCGCCGUCAUCGGGUGACCCUGACAUUUUACCUGGCGCAGAUGUGGAUGCACCGCAGACAUCAGAACCUGCCGAGACUGAUCAAAAUAUGGCUAAUGAAAUCGUAUCGAGUCAAUAUGCCUCUCUACCAAAUGAGGAAAGCCAGUCACAGAGCGCGGUUCCUGGGGAAAGCACAAGGGUGAACACGGCAGAAUCCACCGCGAGUGCAAUUAUAGGGGAAGGCCCCUCGUCCCAUAUGGUGCCCGCCGGAACUGACGAACAAUUCAACCUAGAAUCAACGUUGGGACAGUCAGUAGAGACCCUCAACGGUGGUGAGCGACCGUAUUCGGCAGUUCCAAGUCAACUGGUGGAGAAUCAAAAUUCUGACGAUGAAGUUGUCCAACCCAGUGAAAAUCCUUCACAAGAAUUAAUUGACCAGCAGCAGUCCAGUCAAGGGACCACCGAACAAGAGUAUUUGGAUGGCGGAAUGAGAACUGGCACAAUGAGCUCCACAGUAUCACUUGAUAUGCCCAUGGACGUCCUACGAGCGCUAGAGGCACAGCUUGACGUGCUGAAUGCAGAGAAAGCUAAUCUACGUGGAAGCGUUUUGCAAUUGGAAGCCGAAAGGACGAUACACAUCGCAACCAUAACUAACCUGACAAAUAACAACGAACAACUGUCUAGGGACUUGUCUCUCGCACUAUCAGAAAAGCAAGCACUAUUCCAGGAGGUUCAAGACCUCACAAAGACCCUCACGUACCUACAAGAAAAGCUGUCGCAAAUCGAGACCCGCCCACCGCUUCCUGCAAAGAGCGCCGGGGUAGGUGCCGAGCUCAGACAACAGCUGCGAGUAGCAGAGGAAAGGAUUGCGAAGCUUCAAAAGGAAAACGAUGCGCUCCGCGCACAGAAGCUUCAGCUGCUUGAUAAAGCCUUGGAUCUCAAGAUGAAACUUAAAACCCAAUCAACAGACGCAGCACAACAGGCAUUAGGCCCGCGAAUAACAGUAACAGGCGGAAAAGCUCCGCUUCUCCAGAGAUUUAAGAAACUGCCUGACAUAGGUAGCGCAGCUUCGGAACGUUAGUUCCGUAAUAGUCAGAGCACGCUAGCAAUUUUGAGCUGUAGGUUCCAAGUAGUCAGAAUAGAACAGGAGCACGUUUUAUUAUCCACGUUUAAACAAAGGGAGAGAACAU